UACUUAAGUACAGCGUUUGAGUACUUUUGCCACCUCUGUUCAUUUCCUCACUUGAUGAGUUCAUUGAAAGUUCUUCAGUGUAGCAUCGCUGGUUCAUGGGCCGCGGUCCGCCCUUCACUUUAGCUCCAUGUUGACUGGUCGGUACCGGUGUCAAUCAGGGGGAGGGGUACACCGCUAAUUUCUAAAUGCCUGCUGUGUCAAUUUGGGUUUCAGUUUGCUUCCCCGUGUCGAGGCUGUCAGCAGGCUGCAGGCACCAGCGGGUCCGAGGGGAGCUUUCGGAUUCCCGCACGUGUUUCAUCACAUGAGCUUCUAGAGGGGGACGUAAGUUUACGUUGCAGUGGUUGAACCUUCAUUUGGAUCGAGGUGCCACUCAAGUGUGGCGGCGAGGGAAGACGCAGGACUUCACAGCAACUUUUACUUUUAGUGUUCGCCGUGGCUGCUUCAUCAUUUGACAAGCUUGACAACGCGAGAUUAUUUUUGGUUCACUUUUUCUUUUUUCUUUCUUUUUUUUUUCUUUUUUUUUUUUUUGCAAGAUGUUGCUGAAGAGGUCCGUUUUGAUGUUGACUGCGUUCUGUUUGGUUCGGGUGCUCGAAGCUCACGAGUGCACGCCGUGCCAUCUCCGGAAAUGCCACGCCAAGGCGACACAAGGCUGCGAUGGUGGUCGGACCAUGGCCAAGGAUCCUUGCGGGUGCUGCGAGCACUGUGCCCGCUUGGAGUGGGAGCCGUGCGGGGGGCCGGACUGGAACCUCGGCUACUGUUCCCUGGGGCUGACAUGCGCCUCUGUCAACUCGACUGGGGCUGCCCUCAUCCCUGAAAUUGGGGUCUGUAAAAUGCUUCCGGAUUAUCCGGAGGCCGGCCUGGAAGACGAGCGAUGCCCGCUGACGACGGGCUGCGACAGAGAAGGAGAUCAGUGUGUUUGUGACGCCAGACACACCUGCCUGGGAUUUUUCACCUUCCCAGACCAGGAGACAUGCAUGAAGGCCCGUUCAGAGAAUCGAAACCAAGAGUCCCGGGAAAGGCACGGGCAGAAGUAUGUGGGACCGUCCAACCCGGCCUGCAUGUUCUCUGGAUGUAACCUGACCGCUGGCGGCUGCAUGUGCGAAUCUCAGAGCUGCGGCCACCACUUUGCCUACAUCAACCGCAGCCAGUGCCAGGAAGCCGCAGAUGAACUCAGGUGCGCCAGCGUUACCUGUCCUGCCCUCCAGGCGUCAUCAUGCCCAAAAGGCUCCGUCUUGACCAAGAGCUACACACCUCCUGCUGGUUGCUGCCCCUCCAUUUCACCCCAGUGCACCUGCGACUUUGGGGCCUGCCGCCGGCCCAACUGCCCGAGCGGGCAGCGUGCUGUGCCACUCAGCAAGGCCAGUGGUCAGCCUGGAGACUGCUGCGAUGUCUUUGAGUGCCAGAAAGUGUCCCCUAAGUGUGUGCACAACGGAAAGGAGUUCUCCGAUGGUGAAGUGUACCGAAUGGACCCUUGCUGGCUGUGCCAGUGCCGGGGAGGAAUCUCCUUCUGCUCCAAGGCGGAGUGCGCUGAGCUCGACUGUGAGAACUUCUACAUUCCUGAGGGCGAAUGCUGUCCUGUCUGCAUAGAUGUGGAGCUCCUCUCGGUAGACAGCACAAAGGCCAGCUGCUGGGUGAACAACAAGCUGCGAGCCCACGAGGAGCAGUGGAAAGAGGACGACUGCACCUUCUGCCAGUGUGUGGAUGGCGAGCCGCACUGCACGGCCAUGGCCUGCAAGCAAAGCUGCCAGAAUCCCGUCAAGAUCCCCGGCGAGUGCUGCCCCUUCUGCGAAGAACCUUCCUAUGAAACGGUCAGCCCCAUGCUGUGCCCUCCUCUGGAAAACUGCACCCUUUCCGAGAACGACUGUCCUUAUGGCUUCUAUCAAGACGUCAAUGGGUGCCUGCUCUGCCAGUGUCUAAAUAAUGACUCCUGCCCCGACCUGGGAAAAUAUUGUUCCCUGCAAUGCCCCAUGGGAUAUGAGAGGGACGUCUUUGGCUGCGAGGUGUGCGAGUGCAGCGUCCCUGUGCCCAGGUGCCGACCUUUGACCUGCACCAAGACCUGCCUCUAUGGAUUUGUUCGCAACAAGCACGGCUGUGAGAUGUGCCGCUGUGUCAAGUGCCCCCCCUUCACCUGCGACAAGCACUGCAGCGAUGGCUAUAGGAAGAACAAGAAGGGCUGCUCGAUCUGCAUGUGCAAAGAUACUGCCCAUUCCCCGAGCACCACCGCCCUGAUCCCAGUUCCCGGCUUUUGCUUUACUUCGAACGGCAACCGCUAUGAGGAAGGCGAAAGCUGGCAUGAUGGCUGCCGUGACUGCUACUGUCAUUCCGGAAGGGAGAUGUGCGUGCUCAUAACCUGUCCUGUGCCCAGCUGCUCUCAUCCAGUCAUGAAGCCUGACCAGUGUUGUCCUACAUGUGAGGACGAGUCGGGUAGUGGUCUGCCGGAGGGGAUGGACAUGGUGGUGUGCAGAGCCCCUGGUGGGGAAUUCUACGUGGAAGGGGAGACCUGGGACCUGGAUGAGUGUACACGUUGUACCUGUAGACAGGGGCGUGUCCUAUGCGACACUGAAGUUUGUCCCCCGGCUCUGUGCCAGACACCAACCAAGAACCAGGACACCUGUUGUCAUGUGUGUCUAGAGGAGACACAGAGUCCACUACUGCCAGUGAACACCAGCCAGCAGGAGUACUGCAUCACCAACGAUGGUGACGUGCUACUGGCAGGAGACUCUUGGAAGACCAACGCUUGCACCAGCUGCAUCUGCAACAACGGCACCAUUCAGUGUUUCUCUCAGCGUUGCCCACCUGCCAACUGCAGGGUGCCCGUCUUGCGCAAGGGCCAGUGCUGCCCGUACUGUCUUGAAAUGACGACAUCUGCGCCAGUGUUGUUGUCCACCGUCGCCCCCAAAACAAGGCUCACCACAAGUGUGCGGCGGGCUGGUGGGAACGCCGCUGUCACCGAACCGCCCAUUAUUGCAGACACAGAUGAGCCAGUUUUGGGUGAAAAUUACCCCAACCAAACACAGAUGGCCCUCAUCUACCAGUCAGCCGCCUGGAUACUGGCAGGUCUCCUCCUGGCCAUCAUCAUCUUCCUCAUUGUUGCUGUGCUUAUCAACAAGAAAAAGAAGUGGGUGCAGAUGUCCUGCUACAGUGCUCCGAAGAAGACUGUGAUCCUGAAGCAUGUGAACAAGAACCAGGUGGUGUAUAUGGAGCCCUCCAAGGAGAACAAGUUUCAGAACGUGAGGAACGACUGCGGGAUCCAUUUCUCCCCCGAGACGAGUUCGCCCUGUUCGGACAAGAUGAGCAUCCCAAGAGCCAAGCUGGCGAACAACUGGACGGCGCGCUAACAUCAGCUUUCAGCAGAUCGGAGCUGUCCGCCACAUCACACCCUCUCGUACUGCUGUCAUCCAUGGAAUCUCAUGCGUACACGCACACACACACA
Molecule: messenger RNA, 3433 nt
Organism: Hippocampus comes (tiger tail seahorse)
Lineage: Eukaryota; Metazoa; Chordata; Actinopteri; Syngnathiformes; Syngnathidae
Product: cysteine-rich motor neuron 1 protein
Exons: 15
Coding region: 534-3338 (934 amino acids)
Cellular component (GO): extracellular region; plasma membrane
Molecular function (GO): serine-type endopeptidase inhibitor activity; protein binding
Source: RefSeq, a predicted model, not a curated record